AGUACUUUAUGAUAUUGUUUACUUAAUUUGACCUGUAAUCGAAAUAUUUUCUACCAUUAUUGUGAAAGGUUUACUUUUAACGUUUAAGAAAGUAAAGGUUUUAGUUUCGUUACCUUUUAUUUUGAAAUAUGUGAAAGAAAUCAACCGGAUAUGAGAUGCCUUUGGCAGGGUUCUGUAGAAGCAUCAUUCCAGUACACGAUAAAUCAAGUAGCUAGUACUAUAUUAAGUACCUAGCUACCCACAAUAAUUAACAACAAUUGUACCUUUGGCGAGAGUUUGGUUCCUUUGGUGCACCUGUUCAAAAUGGGAAAAGGUUGUAAAGUUGUAGUGUGUGGUCUAGCAUCAGUUGGAAAAACAGCAAUUCUUGAACAUUUGCUGUAUGGCAAUCACGCUGUUGGCACUGAGUCCAGUGAAACCCAAGAAGAUGUGUAUGUGGCCUCUGUGGAGACAGACAGGGGAGUGAAGGAACAGCUACGCCUUUAUGACACAAGGGGUCUCCAUGAUGGACUAGAGCUGCCCAAGCACUACUACUCAGUAGCUGAUGGGUUUGUGCUUGUCUACAGCGUUGACAACCUAGAGUCAUUCAAGAAGGUGGACAUACUGAAGAAGGAAAUAGACAAGUCCAGAGACAAAAAAGAGGUGACCGUCAUCGUGCUGGGGAACAAGACGGACCUGCGCGAGCGCCGUCAGGUGGACCAGGAGACGGCGCAGCAGUGGGCCCGGGGUGAGAAGGUCAAACUGUGGGAGGUAAGCGUCACGGAACGCAACUCCCUCAUCGAGCCCUUCACCGUACUCACCAGCCGCCUCACGCAACCGCAGAGCAAGUCGGCCUUCCCGCUGCCCGGCCGCAAGAGCAAGGGCACGCCGUCCGACAUCUGAACCAGAGGGCGUGCGCUUGCUGCUAUGGAUACGGUUCAUUUUCUGGACAUGGUGCUAACCAAACGUGCGGGAGGGCCCCGAGUCUCACAUGUGCAUCCAGAUCUCAAGUCUGUCCAUCUCAAAUGCCUUUAAAUUAGAGGUGUAAUACUACCUAGUAUACCAAGCGUAACCACACAGCAAUACGAAUCCUACUGCUUUGAUGUUUGGCUGUAACCUUUUAGUCUGUAAUUUGUCUAAAUGGUUCUCUAACAUUUAGCUCAAGUGUUGAGAAAAUAUUUAUUUUAUACCUAAUUUAUUUUUGUCACUUUACAAAAAUUACAUUCCUAGAAGAUAGGAACAAUGUAAACGUAGAAUACAAUUGUGCUUGAAUGAAAUCUCUCGGAGUGAACAGCUCCUUGGGAGCCUAAUAAAUGUGAUGUGCUGCUA
Messenger RNA from Osmerus eperlanus (European smelt), 1305 nucleotides. It is a transcript of the gene nkiras1, whose product is annotated as NFKB inhibitor interacting Ras-like 1. Gene Ontology annotation, molecular function: GTP binding; GTPase activity; GTPase activating protein binding. The transcript has 4 exons. NCBI's taxonomy places the organism in Eukaryota, Metazoa, Chordata, Actinopteri, Osmeriformes, Osmeridae. Gene Ontology annotation, biological process: canonical NF-kappaB signal transduction; Ral protein signal transduction. The record is from RefSeq and is a predicted model, not a curated record. The coding region runs from base 304 to 879 and encodes 191 amino acids.